AUGCCACCCUCGACGCGUAUCCCAGCGCUCCUUCAACCCUACGUCCAACUACCGCACGACUCGAUCCUCCUGCUCACGAGCACCCUCGGCGCGAGCGCGAACUGGCUGCUCAUCCGCUUCCUCUGCAAUGAGCUGGGCACACAGGAUGGCGGGGACGAGGGGCACAACGUCGUCCUCGUCUCUUGGAUGAGAGAAUACGACUUCUGGAAGCAGGAGGCGCGAAAAGGCGCAGCGCUUGAUCUGGACAAGCUGAGGAAAGAGGGACGCUUUGCCUUUGUUGAUGGACUGGGUGCUGGUGGGAAUGCGCCAGACAGUACAGCAGAGAGACCAUCGCGAACCGAUGCGCAAGCAACACCACGAGUCCCGGUAUCGAAUGCGACACCACAGAGAGGGCCACAGAUAUUGCCUGCGCGAGGACCGCCUGGACGGAUAGUGCCUGCGAGAGGGCCACCUCCAUCCGCCCCAGCGGCGGCGCCAGCUACAUCACUAGCUACGACCAUCGCGAACGGCCCGGCGAGUACAAACCAAAGCGUCCCCGGACACUAUACGCUCAAGAGCCUCGAGAUCGCAGACAUCAAGUCUACUAUCUCCAGCGCCAUCUCCCCACUCGCUACAUCCCCCGCCCGAAAGACGCUCAUCAUCUUCGACAACCCCGAUCUCCUCCUCGCGCUCAACCCAGCCAUCACACCCUCCCACUUCACCACCCUCAUGCUGCAAUUCCACACGCUACCGAACGUAUCCCACAUCCUCGCGCACCUACAAGCCGACAACCCACUCCUCAGCCUCUCCACACCUCCGCAGCCGCUCGAAGUGGCGCAUCAUAACUUGGUUGUCAAAUGCGCACACAUGAGCAGGAGGAUACUAGGUGUCAGAGUAUUAGACACUGGCGUCGCGAGGGAUGUGAGCGGUGUGAUACGCAUCACUGAGCAGAGAAAGCAAUGGUUUGAUGUGGGCUUUGGCAUUGAAGCUAACAAGGAUGGCGACGACAGUGGGAGAGGCAAGGAGUUCUUGUAUCAGGUCAAGAGCGACGGCAGCGUAAGGGUGUUCGAGCGUGGUGCUGGAGGAGAAGGCUGA
Messenger RNA from Alternaria incomplexa, 1074 nucleotides. RefSeq lists its product as uncharacterized. NCBI's taxonomy places the organism in Eukaryota, Fungi, Ascomycota, Dothideomycetes, Pleosporales, Pleosporaceae. Gene Ontology annotation, cellular component: elongator holoenzyme complex. Bases 1 to 1074 code for a protein of 357 amino acids. The record is from RefSeq and is a predicted model, not a curated record. Gene Ontology annotation, biological process: tRNA wobble uridine modification. The transcript has a single exon.